AUGGCUGAUGCUCAAGCCAGUAACGCGCCUCAGCCAUCCGAGGAUGAUGACCAUGACCAAGAUCAAGACCAAGACCAAGACCAAGAUGAUCAUCAGCAAGGUCCCGCACGGAAGCGCCAAAGAGUGAGGCUUUCAUGUUUAGAAUGCCGCCGCCGAAAACUUUCAUGCUCUAGGGAGUUGCCUUGUGAUCGUUGUAUCAAGUCCGGGACACCCGAGAGGUGUACUUAUGAGUCGAGACCCGGCGUAACAGCGGUCCCUGCAGGCGAGAAACCCACCUUUGCUCAUUCUGCUCUUCCCGUAUCAAUUAGUCCCGACGCCCGCCGUCACUCGGCGAAUCCUCCGUCAACCCGUCGCGAGGUUGAGCCGUCUGUGCUCAGAGAUGCUGUACGUGAUCAUGACAGGAUUCGGCGACUUGAACUCGAGGUUGCCCAACUGAGAAGUGCUCUAUCAAAGCAAGCAUCAAUUGAUGGUAGCACAAUGGUGGCCUCGCCAUCAACCUCGAAGGACUCUGCCAAAGAUGGCCCGUCUGCGCCUUCAAAUCCCACAUGCACCCCGCAAAAUGUCGAGGUGUGUGAAUACGCGAACUUACGAGGGCAUGACUUCAAGACUAAAUACUUUGGCCCGCACAACGCAUGGUCGUCCCUCCAGGAACUUACCGGUAUAUUUCAUUUCAUGAGAGAGACAGCCGAGGAGUGGCUCAAACCCCUCAAUAUUCAAAAGAAGGAUCGCAGAAAGCGAAAGCAGGACCGCGAGAAGAAAUUUACCGAGUCUGACGUUGGUCUAGAGUCACUUCUUCCUUCUAAAGAAGAAACAGAUUCCCUUGUCGCCGUAUAUCUAGAUCAGUUCGAGCAAAUUCAUCGCAUUGUUCACAUACCAACCUUCAAAGCCGAGUAUGAGACAUUCUGGGACCCAUCCAAGACAAACAGCGCCUCGUUUACCGCCCUCUUACUAUCCAUGAUUUCUGUAUCCUGCUGUUUGGAUAUGCAAGCGUCCAACAAAUUUGUAGGCAUUAAAUCUAGCUCGAUUCAGAUGGCUGAGAAAUGGAUCAAGGCAUGUGAUGAGUGGUACUCGCGGCAAAGUCAGAAACACCGCAAACUCGUCCAUUAUCAAAUCGCUUGCCUUCUUUAUCUCGCUAAGCGAGUGAAUCUCAUCAAGAGGAAGCGGUUUUGGACUACAUCUGGUACAAUGAUCCGUGAUAGUCUCAUAGUAGGACUUCAUCAGGACCCUGAUCGUGUGGUAGGGAAAGUAUCCCCAUAUAUUGCGGAGAUGCGACGAAGAAUAUGGGCUACUAUAGUCGAGUUUGACGUCCAGUCAUCAUUUGACCAAGGUCUUCCGACGCUUUUGAGUACAGUACAGAAUGACUGCGACCCGCCUAAAAAUAUAGAUGACGACAGCUUUAACGAAGAUUCCCCGGAAUUGCCUAUUUCACGCCCAGCUCACGAUUAUACAUAUACGUCGUAUCUACAUUUGAGUCGUCAGAGUCUCGCUCUUCGGACGGAACUGAACAAGAUUUUGACUGGACCACCAACAGAACUUGAAUGGGAGCAGGUCCUUCAAUAUAGUGAUAUGAUUACUCACGAGCUCGACCGAUUACCAUCGUGGGAUUCGGACAAUGGAAAAGACCCGGAGCACUCGCGAAAGCCAAUCUUAGCACAUACGUUACUACAUCUCCAACUAAGACAAUAUCUUAUUCCACUUCAUCAACCAUACCUAAAGCUUAGGAAAUUCAACUCAAAGUACCAGGUCGCGGAACUCAUUUAUUAUACUGCGGCUCGAGACAUGGUUAUAAUGCAUGAUCGGCUGUUCCAAAAAGGAAUUCGGACUCUUUAUUUCCUCCGUGAAGAUACAAUGAAUUCGGUCAUCAACCUCUGCAACGUAACAUUACAUCAGCCGAAAGAUUCAUCCAGCCUGGUCAUGUAUAACUCACAAGAGACCCUCCGACUAAUUGAGAGGUGCAUUAUUAUGAAAGAAGACCACGUGCUGAGAUGUGGCAAUAACGAUCCGUGGGGGUACUCGUCAAUGUGCGCGGCUUAUGGGCUUUUAGAGACGCAUAUGGGUAUUAAGACGUCGGAGGCAGCCAAGGCGUCUGCGGCAGAACGGUUUAUCAGUUUGCAUUACAAGCUGCUCGCAUUUCAAAUUCCACCCUAUUCCUCCCAACCACCACAACCUCUUUCGACUUCCUCGCAGACAGGCCAAGACCCAAUUAACCGAGCAAAGGUAUGUAAUAAGCCCUUCUUCCCGGCGUAA
Daldinia decipiens is the source of this 2247-nucleotide messenger RNA. Its product is annotated as fungal-specific transcription factor domain-containing protein. The record is from RefSeq and is a predicted model, not a curated record. Lineage: Eukaryota; Fungi; Ascomycota; Sordariomycetes; Xylariales; Hypoxylaceae. The coding region runs from base 1 to 2247 and encodes 748 amino acids. The transcript is spliced from 2 exons. Gene Ontology annotation, biological process: DNA-templated transcription; regulation of transcription by RNA polymerase II. Gene Ontology annotation, molecular function: DNA-binding transcription activator activity, RNA polymerase II-specific; zinc ion binding; RNA polymerase II cis-regulatory region sequence-specific DNA binding. Gene Ontology annotation, cellular component: nucleus.